Salmo salar (Atlantic salmon) is the source of this 2481-nucleotide messenger RNA. It is a transcript of the gene shisal1b, whose product is annotated as shisa like 1b. NCBI's taxonomy places the organism in Eukaryota, Metazoa, Chordata, Actinopteri, Salmoniformes, Salmonidae. The record is from RefSeq and is a predicted model, not a curated record.
CACUCCCUCACUUCAACUCUCUAGCUCUCUCCUUCUCUCUCUCACUCACACUCUCGCUGAGCUCUAACCGCUUGGAUACAGUGCAGAGGACUUGGGAAGAGUGCUCUUUUCUUAUUCUGCGUUUCCUUCCCUCCUCUCUCCCUCGUGAGCUGUUGAUUUAGAUCAAUUCAUUGGGAUGAGGAUGCGUUUGUGUUAAGCUGCAACAAAGGAAGAGUGCACAAGGAGCAACAGUGGAGUAAUUGCCUGCACGGAGAAACAGGAGACACCCCCUCCUUUACAGGCUCAACAAGGGUGGCCGGUUGGACAACAGCAGCCAUGUGAUUGGGGGUGGCAGAGAGCAAAGAAUGUCCAGGAGGUUCAGCUAAAGCAGCCCUGCAGUGAGAAUCUCCCCCUCUGGCGCCUGUUCUUCAUGAGGACCCGAAGAUGACUGUCACCAGCCGGCAGUCCUUGAAUGUCCUGACAGUCAUCUUCCUCCUGCUGUCCACUGCAGCUCUAUCAGCUCAUUUCAGAGUGUGUGAACCAUACUCCGACCACAAGGGGCGCUAUCACUUUGGUUUCCACUGCCCUCGCCUUUCUGACAACAAGACCUACAUGUUCUGCUGUCACCACAACAACACAGCCUUCAAGUACUGCUGCAACGAGACUGAGUUCCAGACGGUCAUGCAGGUCAAUAUGACUACCACCACAGACGGCUUCAAACACAAUAACUAUACAGCCCUGGUAGGAGUGUGGAUCUACGGCUUCUUCGUCAUGGUGCUGCUAGCCCUGGACUUCCUCUACUACUCGGCCAUGAACUAUGAGCUGUGCAGAGUAUACCUGGAGAAGUGGGGUCUGGGUGGGCGCUGGCUGAAGAAAGCCAGGAGCCAGUGGCACCAGCCAGUCCCAGGAGAGGAGAAUGAGACCCAGGCACAGACCCAGGGUCACCCCAUGGCCCUCAGCCACCAGCACCUCAGACACAGCCUCAGAGGAGAGGACCAGAGCCCCACGAACCCUAGCACGCCCCCACCGUCUGACUGAAGCUGCGAGAGGAUGAAUGGAUAGAAGGGUAGAGAGCAGCGAUGCUGAGCAGAGCACGCCGCAGAAGAUAGCACGGCUCCGACACCUGUCUCUGUCUGGCUGGAUUAUUUACACAGUAACAUACCACAGGGUGGCUGGCCCUGCCGGAGAUAGCAGUUAGCUAGCAGAACCUGCUCGCCUCCAUUCCUCUAAACACCUCCACCACUGGACCAACGGAACCAGGCCAAAGGUCAACACUAGACUACUAUGAAAGGUCCUGGCGAAUGGAGCUGCUGCUACCCGAACACUGUUAAGGAACAGGUCACAGGCACUGAAAGUGAUCAUGAAGAACCCCUGCAUGGGCUGGGGCUGUUCUAAGAGGAUGCCAAUGGAAACUGAAACAGCAACUGAUCAACUGAACAAGGGGGGCUUUGUUUAAUGUGUGUGUUUGAGUGUUGAUUGUACUUUGUUGCUGUGUGGGGUUAAAUUCAGUAGUAGUCAGAAGAGGUAGUGGGUGUAUCUCUUGGUGAUUUAUUUAAUGUAGACUAGUCAGGGACUUUUUACGAGUGGUAGACAUUCUAGACGAUUCACCAUGAUGCUUAGCAUCUCUUUGGAGCUAAAAUUAGGACAUAGACUGGCUCAAUCACUGAGGAUAGAUUUAAUGGGACGGUGAAGUCUAUGGAACAGACAUAUUUCAGCAUAAUGAACCUUUAUUGAAUAUGGUGGCCCCUCCCCUUCAAGGCACCCUGUCAGCUCAGCAAUCAGGGAGAGUGGAGUGCUGACAAAAUAAUCACGUCAGUGGUUCCCACUGAAAGGUGUUACACUGCAAAAAAAAAGUGAAAUCUAAGCAAGCCUAAAUAUCUUCUAUUGAAAUAUCUUUCUUCUUUUUUCAAACCAAGCUAAAUGAUCUAACGUCAGUGGCAGAUCAUUUGAUUUAGGUUUGCUCAGAUUUCACUUUUUGCAGUGUAGUGCACGCACAGGGAGGGGAUAAAGCUCAACACUUAACUCAUUUCUGACAUGAACUUUCUUAUUGAUCCAUAAAGUGCAGUCUUUGUUGUGUUGGGAGGGGAGAGAGAAUAAAGCAUCUGUUCAGGUCAGCAGACUGGGAGGGGGAUGGAGUGUAGGGGGGGAAGACCAGGCGGUAUAUAGUACUGUACAGGGGUAUGUCUCUACUCACUCUCCUCACUCUACCCCAGUUCUGGAGCUAUAACCUGCGAUCUGGCAGCAGCUUAGCCAGUACAUUACGUGCAGAGAAUUCCUGGACUGUAUGCACCGUGCAGCAGGCAAUACACUACAGUAUCCUUGGUAGGGGCCAACCAAGAGGGCAGACCCAUAAAUGGUUCUCUGGGAGUUACUGGAAAUACCACCAAUACUCCUGAACAGCCACAUGGCAGGAGGAGCAGGACAACUAUCCCCAAUAUACUAAAACGGCAAACUGAACCUGCCAAUUUAUUCAAAUGAUUUAAAUAAAUUGUUUUGUCAACA